Messenger RNA from Paramisgurnus dabryanus, 787 nucleotides. The record is from RefSeq and is a predicted model, not a curated record. NCBI's taxonomy places the organism in Eukaryota, Metazoa, Chordata, Actinopteri, Cypriniformes, Cobitidae.
GAGAUCGGAAGGUUGCCCAUCGCUUGUGAUAUCUUGUAUGCAAGUAUACUUUUCUAAUACAAACAUAUUUUUUGUUUAAACCUGUACAGAAAUGUUGGCUAGGAAAGUGGGCAAACAAUUGGGUAAACCCACUGUUUCUGUUACUGGAUGGCUGGUGACCAAGUUUCUGAAAUGGCACAACACAAUACUGGAGGAAAACGCAGUGAAACUGAUCAAUGCACAGCCAGACGACACAAUACUGGAACUAGGUCAUGGUCCGGGCUUUGGUCUCCAGGCAGCCUCGCAGCUCUUGACGGGCCCCAAAGGGAAGCUGAUUGGGGUUGACUACUCAGAAUACAUGCAUCAGAUGGCCACUGAACGAAUGAAGGAGCAGUUAACAAAAGGAAAGGUCAUGCUGUUUUACAGUGAUUUGUUGAACAUGCCUGUAGCUGAAAACAGUGUUGAUAAGGUGUUUCACUGCAACUGUUAUUACUUUUGGCCGGAUCUGAAUGCUGGGGCGAGAGCGAUUCAUAAAGUGAUGAAACCAGGUUCUCUUAUGGUUACAACACUCAGAUUAGCUAGUCUGAAAAAAGCAUUUUCUAUGAACGUGCUCACUGGGGAUAAAUGGCGCCCUGAGGUGUACAUGGAUGUCUUGAAGUCCUCCGGGUUCACAGAUGUCCGAAUGGAAAACAUAAGAGAAAGAAACAACAAUUUUCAAGCUAUUUUUGCCAGUGCUGUAAAGUAAAGUAUAGGUCAUCAUGCCACCAUUGGAUUUGUUGUUGUAGUUAUGAGCUAUAAUGACUACAUA